AAAGCGACGGAGCCCGGUGGACGGAAGUGGGUGUUGGAGGCUUUAAGGUAGCUUUAAAUUCGUGUUGUCCUGGGAGCUCGCCCUUUUCGGCUGGAGUCGGGCUUUACGGCGCCGGAUGGCUCUGGACGUGAAGUCUCGGGCAAAGCGUUAUGAGAAGCUGGACUUCCUUGGGGAGGGACAGUUUGCCACCGUUUACAAGGCCAGAGAUAAGAAUACCAACCAAAUUGUCGCCAUUAAGAAAGGUCCCACUCUGUCGCACAGGCUGGAGUGCAGUGGCGUGAUCUCGGCUCACUGCAACCUCCACCUCCCCAGGCUCAAGCAGUUCUCCUGCUGCAGCCUCUCAACUGCUGACCUCAACUGAUCUGCCCACCUCAGCCUCCCAAAGUGCUGAGAUUACAGGCUUGAGCCACCACACCCAGCCUGCAACUUGUUAUUCUGAGUCAACAUUAUUUCCGAAAUCCUCUAUAUCGUAUCAUACAUGUAGAUCCAGUUGAUUCAUGCUCGUUGAUUAUUAGAUUCCAUUAUAUGACUACACUGAAAUUUUCUAUCCAAACUCUCGUUGAUAAACAUUUAGGCUGCUUUUUAAUGCUUUCCUUUAAUACAUUCCUUCUCUGGAUAGUCAUCUGUGAGUCAUCUUGUAUGCAGGUUUGAGUUUCUCUAGAGAAUGUAUCUAUAAGUGAAACAAAUUAUGAAUUGUUGCUUCAGAGUAUCACAACCAUCAGCUUUACCAGAUAUGGUCAAAUUGCUCUCCAGAAUGAUUGGACCAGUUUACUGUCCCACCACAUUCUCAACAUCAUUUGCAUUGUCAGACUUUAAAACGUUUGUCAAUUACGUAGAUUGAAAAUGGUAUGUACUUAUUGUUUCAAUUAACAUUUCUCUGAUUACUGGUAAAGUUCAUCAUCUUUUCUUACACUUACUGGCUUCUUAGAUUUUCUCCUGUUUUCUGUUGGAUUACGUACUUUUUUUGUCCUAUUGAUUUAUUGGACUUAUUCAUACUUUUUGUUUUUUUUAAUAGAGACAAGGUUUCACUUUGUUGUCCAGUCUGGUGUCAAACUCCUGACCUUAAGCAAUCCUCCAGCAUCGGCCUCCCAAAGAGCUGGGAUUACAGAUCAAACUUGGACAUAGAUCAGAAGCUAAAGAUGGUAUAAAUAGAACCGCCUUAAGAGAGAUAAAAUUAUUACAGGAGCUAAGUCAUCCAAAUAUAAUUGGUCUCCUUGAUGCUUUUGGACAUAAAUCUAAUAUUAGCCUUGUCUUUGAUUUUAUGGAAACUGAUCUAGAGGUUAUAAUAAAGGAUAAUAGUCUUGUGCUGACACCAUCACACAUCAAAGCCUACAUGUUGAUGACUCUUCAAGGAUUAGAAUAUUUACAUCAACAUUGGAUCCUACAUAGGGAUCUGAAACCAAACAACUUGUUGCUAGAUGAAAAUGGAGUUCUAAAACUGGCAGAUUUUGGCCUGGCCAAAUCUUUUGGGAGCCCCAAUAGAGCUUAUACACAUCAGGUUGUAACCAGAUGGUAUCGGGCCCCUGAGUUACUAUUUGGAGCUAGGAUGUAUGGUGUAGGUGUGGACAUGUGGGCUGUUGGCUGUAUAUUAGCAGAGUUACUUCUAAGGGUUCCUUUUUUGCCAGGAGAUUCAGACCUUGAUCAGCUAACAAGAAUAUUUGAAACUUUGGGCACACCAACUGAGGAACAGUGGCCGGACAUGUGUAGUCUUCCAGAUUAUGUGACAUUUAAGAGUUUCCCUGGAAUCCCGUUGCAUCACAUCUUCAGUGCAGCAGGAGACGACUUACUAGAUCUCAUACAAGGCUUAUUCUUAUUUAAUCCAUGUGCUCGAAUUACGGCCACACAGGCACUGAAAAUGAAGUAUUUCAGUAAUCGGCCAGGGCCAACACCUGGAUGUCAGCUGCCAAGACCAAACUGUCCAGUGGAAACCUUAAAGGAGCAAUCAAAUCCAGCUUUGGCAAUAAAAAGGAAAAGAACAGAGGCCUUAGAACAAGGAGGAUUGCCCAAGAAACUAAUUUUUUAAAGAGAACACUGGACAACAUUUUACUACUGAGGGAAAUAGCCAAAAAGGCAAAUAAUAGAAAAAUAGUGAACAUUAAGUAAAUGCUGUAGAAGUGAGUUUGUAAAUAUUCUACACAUGUAAAAUAUGUAAAACUAUGGGUUAUUUUUAUUAAAUGUAUUUUAAAAUAAAAA
Messenger RNA from Pan troglodytes (chimpanzee), 2193 nucleotides. It is a transcript of the gene CDK7, whose product is annotated as cyclin dependent kinase 7. NCBI's taxonomy places the organism in Eukaryota, Metazoa, Chordata, Mammalia, Primates, Hominidae. Gene Ontology annotation, biological process: positive regulation of transcription by RNA polymerase II; protein phosphorylation. The transcript is spliced from 13 exons. Gene Ontology annotation, cellular component: nucleus; transcription factor TFIIK complex; cytoplasm. The record is from RefSeq and is a predicted model, not a curated record. The coding region runs from base 1262 to 2023 and encodes 253 amino acids. Gene Ontology annotation, molecular function: ATP binding; RNA polymerase II CTD heptapeptide repeat kinase activity; cyclin-dependent protein serine/threonine kinase activity.